GGCGCUGGCGGCGCUGGCCAAGAAGGUGUGGAGCGCGCGGCGCCUGCUGGUGCUGCUGCUGGCGCCGCUGGCUCUGCUGCCCAUUCUCUUCGCCCUGCCGCCCAAGGAAGGCCGAUGCCUGUAUGUCAUCCUGCUCAUGGCGGUGUACUGGUGCACGGAGGCCCUGCCCCUGUCAGUGACGGCUCUACUGCCCAUCAUCCUCUUCCCCUUCAUGGGAAUUCUACCCUCCAGCAAAGUCUGUCCCCAGUAUUUCCUCGACACCAACUUCCUCUUCCUCAGCGGCCUGAUCAUGGCCAGCGCCAUCGAGGAAUGGAACUUGCAUCGGAGAAUUGCCCUCAAGGUCCUCAUGCUGGUUGGGGUCCAGCCUGCAAGGCUCAUCCUGGGGAUGAUGGUGACCACAUCAUUCUUGUCUAUGUGGCUGAGUAACACAGCCUCCACUGCAAUGAUGCUACCCAUCGCCAGUGCCAUCCUCAAGAGCCUCUUUGGCCAGCGCGAAGCUCGGGAAGCUCGGAAGGACCUUCCCCGGGAAGGUGAUGAGAACACAGCUACUGUACGGGGAAAUGGACUUGGAACAGUGCCCACGGAGAUGCAGUUUCUCGCCAGUUCAGAACGAGGUCAUCCUGAGGAUGCAGAGGCCCAGCUGGAGCUGCCUGAUGACUCCAAGGAGGAGGAAUACCGCAGAAACAUCUGGAAGGGUUUUCUCAUUUCCAUUCCCUACUCGGCCAGCAUCGGGGGCACUGCCACACUCACGGGCACAGCCCCGAACCUCAUCCUGCUUGGCCAGCUCAAGAGUUUCUUUCCACAGUGUGAUGUGGUGAAUUUUGGCUCCUGGUUCAUCUUUGCCUUCCCUCUCAUGCUGCUGUUCCUACUGGUGGGCUGGCUCUGGAUCUCAUUUCUCUAUGGUGGAAUGAGCUGGAGGGACUGGAGGAAGAAGAAAUCGAAGAUCCGAGCUGAUGCAGAGGACAAGGCUAAGGCUGUGAUCCAAGAGGAGUUCCAGAACCUGGGGCCCAUCAGGUUUGCUGAACAGGCCGUCUUCAUCUUGUUCUGCACAUUUGCCAUCCUCCUCUUCUCCCGGGACCCGAAGUUUAUCCCUGGCUGGGCCAGCCUCUUCACCCCUGGGUUUGUUUCGGAUGCUGUCACCGGUGUGGCCAUUGUCACCAUCCUGUUCUUCUUCCCUUCCCAGAAGCCCUCACUCAAGUGGUGGUUUGACUUCAAAGCUCCCAACUCAGAGCCGGAGCCCCUGCUGAGCUGGAAGAAGGCCCAGGAGACAGUGCCCUGGAAUAUCAUCCUCCUCCUAGGAGGCGGCUUUGCCAUGGCCAAAGGCUGUGAGGAGUCGGGGCUGUCAGCGUGGAUCGGUGGGCAGCUGCACCCCCUGGAGCAUGUCUCCCCACUGCUGGCUGUGCUGCUCAUCACCGUGGUCAUUGCCUUCUUCACAGAGUUCGCCAGCAACACAGCCACCAUCAUCAUCUUCCUGCCCGUCCUGGCAGAGCUGGCCAUCCGACUGCACGUGCACCCCUUGUACCUGAUGAUCCCAGGCACGGUCGGCUGCUCCUAUGCCUUCAUGCUGCCAGUCUCAACACCCCCCAACUCUAUUGCCUUCUCCACUGGACACUUGCUGGUCAAAGACAUGGUGCGGACCGGCCUCCUGAUGAACCUCAUGGGUGUCCUGCUGCUCAGCCUGGCCAUGAACACCUGGGCGCAGACCAUCUUCCAGCUGGGCACCUUCCCAGACUGGGCCAACACCCACACUGCCAACGUCACCGCACUGCCACCUGCCUUGACCAACAACACAGUUCAAACCCUCUGAGCUCUGCUGGGGACUUCUUUUUCCGGCUGGGCCUUCCCCAGAGGGCUGUUGCUGUCACUUGUUGCUAGGAUCCUACAAGCUGAUCGAGCAAUUCUUUCCUGUAAUCUGAUAGGAGGCAGCAAGCAAGGAUGACCUCCAGUUCACUGGGGCCACGGGCCCACUGUCUGCAGCACCUUCUCUUCCUUUCUCAUGCAUCUCAAAGCCAGCUAUCUCCUGUGCCCGCUGCCUGCGGAACAGGCUUUUCUCCCCGAGCUGGUCUGUGGCCAGGGUGCAGGAAAGUCCACUUCAGCCGUGAGGAGCAAAGCUGAAAUGGCAUUUGUUUUGCACACCUGGGGACGAGGGUUUCCGAUGCUCAUGGGUGCCAUUGGCUUUAGGUCUCUGGAGAUGUCACCACUUCAGAGACUGGAGGGGCUUUGUGACUGCAAAGCUCCAGGCCAGGUGUUACAGCUGUUGACAGCAGGCUGGAUUCUGCCCUUUCUGUUUAACCAUCUCCCUUUUGGAUGGUCCGGGCAGCUAGAGGUUGGCUCCCAUUGCCUGAGGCGAGGGAGGACACGGAUCUUCCUGGAGUCUCUCGGCUGCUUCCUCAGCCCCCCAGGCAGCACACCAUGGGGGUUUGAGAAACCCCAGCUUACGUAUCCACCCAAGAUGCUUGCGGUUCUCUUCUUUUCAUUUGAUUUUCUUAGGCCCUAGCUCUGGGUCAGCCCUGCUAGGUCCUUGGGAGGGGCUCUGUGGCUGCAGAGCUGUUUGUAUCCUGACAACUGGGUUUGUCCUCCCUACUCCCACCCCAUGUGAUUAGUAAGUCUUAUUUGCAAAGGUCAAGGUCUUGAGGGGUGAGAGAAAAAUCUGAAGGUCAGUGGAGACCUCGGAGAAAACCAGGACAAAGUGUCUUAGGCCAGAACUAUGCUGAAACAUUGUAACAGUGUGACACUGUAACAUUGUGCAGAUGGAGACACACCCCCCAACACCCACACCCCUCCCAGAAAAGCCUUCCCCCAGAGGCUGAAGCUGGGAAGCAGACAGUUGCUGUCCUUAUUACCAGUAAAAGUCUCUAGCAUUCUGUGAACAGCACAAUGUGGGUGGGGACAGUGGGUGGCUCGGGACUCUGCUGACACCUGGGGGUGGAGCCAUCACUUCCUCCAGAGGGUGGACAUCCUGGGGAUGGACACUUUAUGAUACAGCACAAGUAAGUCAGAGUGUUUUCCCAGAGCAGGGGUGGAGGGGGCCCUGAGCUGGAGGUGACAAAGUAAGACUGAAUCAGCUUCAGCGUCCCCUGAGGCUGAGGUAGCAUCCCUCAGGGGACAAGGAAGGGCAUGUACAGAGAAGACCACGGCCUUGGGACCCCAGGACUCAUGAUUCCUGAUACUGCUGAUCAAAAAUGCACUCAAAUAAAGAAUGUUGGUCAAUACUGGA
Molecule: messenger RNA, 3217 nt
Organism: Grammomys surdaster
Lineage: Eukaryota; Metazoa; Chordata; Mammalia; Rodentia; Muridae
Gene: Slc13a3
Product: solute carrier family 13 member 3
Exons: 13
Coding region: 137-1807 (556 amino acids)
Biological process (GO): monoatomic anion transmembrane transport; citrate transport
Cellular component (GO): membrane
Molecular function (GO): sodium:dicarboxylate symporter activity; citrate transmembrane transporter activity; succinate transmembrane transporter activity
Source: RefSeq, a predicted model, not a curated record